Lepus europaeus (European hare) is the source of this 9882-nucleotide messenger RNA. RefSeq names its product tetratricopeptide repeat domain 3 (gene TTC3). The record is from RefSeq and is a predicted model, not a curated record. Gene Ontology annotation, molecular function: ubiquitin-protein transferase activity; protein binding. The coding region runs from base 2347 to 8349 and encodes 2000 amino acids. Gene Ontology annotation, biological process: ubiquitin-dependent protein catabolic process. The transcript has 46 exons. Lineage: Eukaryota; Metazoa; Chordata; Mammalia; Lagomorpha; Leporidae.
GCUCUGAAUUCUUUAAAUAUUAUCUCUUCGUUUAUAUAUUCUCUCUGGAGCUUUAACUGGAUAUAUAUGUAUUUAAAUUCUCUCCAGGUCACUUAAUCACAUACCAUCCUUCACAUUUUUCACUUCCUGUCUCCUCACUGGAAUUUAUAGUGCUGAGUAGUCUCAUCAGCUAUUACCUUACUGCUUACCAAUUUUCUCUUCAGCUGUGCCUAAUCUUCCCUUUAGCCCAUUUUUUUACUUGUAACAAAUAUAUUUUUCAUUUUUGAAAGUUCCACUUGGUUCUUUUUCAGAUGUACCCAGACAUUCUUCAUUGCCACAUGUUCUCAUGUUGCUUGCUCGUUUUUGAGACCUAUAACUAUUCUGAAGACUCUAAUGCAAUCUCUAUGUCUGGCAUCCUAGGAAGUCUUAAAAUUUAUUACUUUCUAGUACUUUUUGUUGUUGUCUCUUCUUCAUGGUGACUUGUUACCUCUUGUGCUUGGUCAUCAUUCAUUAUGAAUUGCUAUUUGGUUGAUUUUUGUGAGAAUCUUGAGACUCUAGGGUGGGGGUGCUUUUCUUAAGCAUUUGUGUCGACUUUGGCUGCCGUUCAGAGUUUAAAUUAGUUCCCACAUUGGCUUCUGGCUCAGUGUCCUGAUCGCGCUUCUGCUUUUGGCACAACUACUUGGAGCUCUCGACUGCCCAGUUUAAUUCCUAUCUGAUGUUUAUUGCUUUUGGAGGCAGAGGGUGGCCUUAAGCAUUCCCCUAUUUCUUGUGAGCUCAGCAAAACAUCAAAAGUUUUUUUUUAAUUAGGGUCCAGGUUUUUUGCGGUAGUAGAGUCCCCAGAAUGUCUAAUUCACUUUAACUAAUGAGGUCGUAAGUCCUUUAUUUUAAUAUUUAAUUUUGGCAAUAUAGUUAUUCUAGUUUGUGUUAGAAAAAAUUCUCUUGUAUUCAACGUAGGAUUUCUUGAUGACAGAUUUUUUUUGUUGAAACAAGUCUAUGCCUAAGUUAAAAGUUAUUUGAAAGGAAAAUAUUAACAGCACAGGUGUCAAAUAAGUACAUCAGAGUUAGACUCGAGAUGACCUAAGUGUAAAAACUGCUGUCAGAGACAUGAGCAGGGUGCUCCAGGCUUCUAGAACAGAAGUGCAAAAAUAAACGUCAUAGUGGGAAAGUCAGGAAAGGCUUCCAGGAAUUGAGUAUUAAGGACUGGUUGGUAGUAGGUGGCUUUGGAGCAAGUUUAUUUAGGAAUGACAGGCAGUUGGGAAUGACUGGCUUCUUGGUUGUGUGUCAUGGAAUGACUAGAGAUGAAAAGAAGGAAAUGGAUUCACAAAAGGCCUCCUGUGCUCAUAGUACGGAGGUUGGACUUCAUUCGGAAGAUGAGGGGAGUUGUUGAAUCAUUUAAGCAGCUAAUUUGCUAAGUAAGAUGAUCCAGGUUCUAGAGGAUGCCAAGAUUAAAGGCAGGCCACCAGUUAGGAGACUGCUUGUGAAAGUAGCUCAGAGGAGAAUCGAUGAAGGUAGGAUGCAGGAGUGGCACUGGGCGUGAAGAGUGUGUGCCAGUUCUAGAUCUCCCGGGGAAGUAGGAAUGACAGGACUUAGCGGCCAGUUGGUUGCAAACGUUGGGGGAGACAGAAGAGUCUAGGUGUGACUCCUCUGGUUUGGGUAACCAGGAGGCAUAUAGAUCAAUGAACCAUUAAACCACAUACAGAAAGAGGAAAGAACUUGGCUUCAUUUGUUUUUGAGGAAAAAGAUGUUUGUUUCUGAACUUACUGAAUUUGAGGGGCUUGUGGGUCAUCUUGGUUAAGAUUCAGAGGCAGUUGAUGGGGGAGGGUCUACAAGCCAAGAGAUGCAACCCCGCCUGAAGAGAUUCGGGAGUCUGCAACGCCUGGAAGCCCAGAAGCCGUUGUUCCUACAGCAUAGUAUGAGAUCAUUUGGAGUGGUACAUAGAUAAACAAUGGAGGUUUUUCAUAGCUAGCAGUUUAAUUUGUAUGAAAACUGUAACCUGUGCAACAAACCUGUAAUACUGUGGACAUGAUCACUUAGGCCAAGUGAGCUCAAUGAAAGGGAAAUAUUAAGUAAAAAUCCAUGUGAUAUGUGGGCAAUGGCAAAAUCUUGGUGAAGCUGUGCAAACAAGGCUCAGAAAGUGCUGUUUUAAGCCAUGGGUUGGUGUAUAUGGUCACCCAAGGAGAGAGUAAGAGUGGGAAGAAAAGAGAGUUGACGUAUGGGUGGCGGGGAAUGGAGAAGAAGAGGCCGUGAAGGAGACUGAGGAAGAGCAGCCAGACGAAUAGGAGGAGAACCAGGAGAAGAUGGUCUUUGGAGUCCAGAUGAAGAGUUCUGAGAAGGAGGAAGUGGUCCACAGCGUCAAGACCGUGCACCAUGGACGAUUUUGCAGAGGGAGAUUUUGCUGUAGGGGAUUAUGCCUUGUUAGGAGAUUGCCCUUGUGAGGACGAUACCCAUGAAUUUAUGACUGAUGAGUAUGUUCGUGUGACUCAGCUUUACUGUGAUGGUGUGGGAAAGCAAUAUAAAGAUUAUGCCCAAAGUGAAAGAAAUUUAGAAUUUGACAUCUGCAAUAUAUGGUGUAGUAAACCCCUUUCUAUCCUACAAGAUUACUGUGAUGCCAUUAAAGUAUACCUCUUCUGGCCACUUCUGUUUCAACAUCCACACAGUUCUGUUUUAUCACGAUUGCAUCCCUGUGUGGAGAACACCAAUUCUUGUGCUUCUGAGAUAAGUUUGAAGAAAUUACAACAUCUUGAGCUGAUGGAAGAUAUUGUGGAUUUGGCAAAAAAAGUUGCGAAUGAUCCGUUCCUUAUUGAAGGCUUAUUGAGAAUUGGUUAUAAAAUAGAAAAUAAAAUCUUGGCAAUGGAAGAAGCUAUAAAUUGGAUAAAAUAUACAGGCGAUGUAACAAUUCUACCUAAAUUAGGAUCAAUUGACAAUUGUUGGCCUAUGUUAAGUGUUUUCUUUACUGAAUACAAGUAUCACAUAACUAAAGUUGUAACAGAAAACUUCAAUUUGCUUGAAGAAUUUAAAACCCGAAAUUGUGCGGACUGUAUAGAGCAAGGAGAACUAAUGAAACUGAGAGGAAAUGAAGAGUUUUCCAAGGGAAGAUUUGAUAUAGCUAUUAUCUAUUACACCAGAGCCAUUGAAUAUAGACCUGAAAACCAUCUUCUGUAUGGUAACCGAGCUCUUUGUUUUCUUCGUACUGGACAGUUUAGAAAUGCGCUUGGUGAUGGAAAGAGAGCCAUUAUUCUGAAGAACAACUGGCCUAAGGGUCAUUAUCGUUAUUGUGAUGCUCUUUCUAUGCUGGGGGAAUAUGACUGGGCCCUGCAAGCAAACAUAAAAGCUCAAAAACUCUGUAAAAAUGACCCUGAGGGAAUCAAGGAUCUAAUUCAGCAGCAUGUAAAGUUACAAAAACAAAUAGAAGACCUACAAGGUCGAACACCAACUAAGAAUCCACUUAAAGCCUUUUAUGAAAGCAGGGCCUAUAAUCCUAAGACUUUAUCAGCACCUGCAUUUAGUACUUCACUUAAUUUUGUGGAGACAGAAAGAGAUUUCAGAAAAACUGACCGCAAAAUGGCAAACAGUGGUAAUCAGAAUAUAAAGGCGGUAGAUGAGGCUUUGAAGGUGGAUGAUUGUGACUGUCACCCUGAAUUUUCUCCUCCACCAAGUCAGCCUCCAAAACAUAAAGGAAAACAAAAACCUCGAAAUAAUGAAUCAGAGAAGUUCAGUUCUAGUUCACAGUUGACAUUACCAGUAGAUUUGAAAAACAUCUUAGAGAAACAGUUCUCUAAAUCUUCCAGAGCUGCACACCAGGAUUUUGCUAAUAUAAUGAAAAUGCUGCGAAGCUUGAUUCAGGAUGGCUACACAGCCUUGUUGGAGCAGCGUUGCCGCAGUGCUGCGCAAGCCUUCACAGAGCUGCUGAAUGGCUUAGAUCCCCAAAAGAUAAAGCAAUUGAAUCUGGCCAUGAUUAACUAUGUCUUAGUAGUCUAUGGACUUGCCAUUUCUCUCCUUGGAAUAGGACAGCCUGAGGAAUUAUCUGAAGCUGAAAACCAGUUUAAGAGGAUUAUCGAACACUACCCCAAUGAGGGACUCGAUUGCCUGGCCUACUGUGGAAUUGGAAAAGUAUAUUUGAAAAAAAACAGAUUUCUAGAAGCCCUGAAUCACUUUGAGAAAGCAAAAACCUUGAUUUGUCGUCUUCCGGGAGUGUUAACGUGGCCCACGAGUAAUGUAGUUAUUGAAGAGUCUCAGCCAGAGAAAGUAAAGAUGCUGAUAGAGAAAUUUGUUGAAGAAUGCAGGUUCCCUCCAGUGCCUGAUGCCAUUUGUUGCUAUCAGAAGUGCCGUGGAUAUUCCAAAAUCCAGAUAUACAUAACUGAUCCUGACUUUAAGGGUUUUAUACGAAUCAGCUGUUGCCAGUAUUGUAAAAUAGAAUUUCACAUGAACUGCUGGAAGAAAUUGAAAACAACAACAUUUAAUGAUAAAAUUGACAAGGACUUUCUACAAGGAAUUUGUCUUACCCCUGACUGUGAAGGUAUCAUUUCUAAGAUUAUCAUCUUCAGCAGUGGCGGUCAAGUUAAAUGUGAAUUUGAACACAAGGUCAUAAAAGAAAAGGUUCCUCCAAGACCUAUUCUGAAACAGAAAUGUUCUAGCCUAGAGAAGCUAAGACUGAAAGAAGAUAAAAAAGUGAAGAGGAAGAUCCAAAAACAAGAAGCAAAAAAGUUAGCACAAGAAAGAAUGGAAGAGGAUUUAAGAGAAAGUAAUCAACCCAGAAAUGAAGAGCCAAAAGAAACUGUAGACAAUGUUCAGAAUUGUCAGUUCCUUGAUGACAGAAUUCUUCAAUGCAUAAAGCAGUAUGCAGACAAGAUUAAAUCUGGUAUUUUGAACACAUCUAAGCUUCUCAAAGAACUGCUUUCUUGGAAAGUUCUGAGCACAGAAGACUAUACAACCUGUUUUUCCAGCAAAAAUUUUCUAAAUGAAGCGGUGGACUAUGUCAUUCGUCAUUUGAUUCAAGAAAAGAAUAGAGUAAAGACAAGGAUAUUUCUGCAUGUUUUGAGUGAGCUGAAAGAAGUGGAGCCCAAAUUAGCUGCCUGGAUCCAGAAGCUUAAUGGCUUUGGCUUAGACGCCACAGGACCUUUCCUUUCUCGUUACCGAGCAACUCUUAAGGAGCUUGAUUUUAGCAUCAUGACCUUUCUGUGGAGUGAGAAAUAUGGUCAUAAACUGAAGUCUAUAGAGGGAAAGCAACUGGAUUACUUCUGCGAGCCCUCAGCAUUGAAGGAAGCGCGUUGUUUAAUAUGGCUGCUGGAAGAACACAGAGACAAGUUCCCGGCCCUGCACAGUGCCUUAGAUGAAUUCUUUGACAUAAUGGACAGUCGCUGUACUGUGCUACGGAAACAAGACAGUGGGGAAGCACCAUUAAGUUCUACUAAGGUGAAAAACAAAGGCAAGAAAAAAAAGCCAAAAGAUUCAAAGCCUAUGUUAGUGGGCUCCGGAACAGCUUCAGUUACAGCGAAUGAUGAGACUGUCACUCCAGGGGAAGACCAUAACAGACGCAAUUCAGACUCUGCAGGCCCAUUUGCAGUGCCUGACCAUCUUCGGCAAGAUGUGGAGGAAUUCGAAGCUCUCUAUGACCAACACAGUACUGAGUAUGUUGUUCGCAACAAGAAGCUGUGGGACAUUAACCCACAACAAAAGUGCUCAACUCUGUAUGAUUACUUCUCUCAGUUGUUGGAGGAACAUGGUCCCUUGGACAUGAGCAACAAGAUGUUCUCUGAAGAAUACGAAUUUUUCCCAGAAGAAACUCGACAGAUACUAGAAAAAGCAGGAGGUUUAAAAUCUUUUCUGCUGGGAUGUCCUCGUUUUGUUGUAAUUGACAACUGUAUUGCAUUGAAGAAAGUUGCAUUACGACUCAAGAAAAAAAGAAAGAAGAAAAACAUUAAAGCAAAAGUGGAAGAAAUUUCAAAAACAGGAGAAUAUUUGCGAGUUAAACUACCACUGAAUCCAGCUGCUAGAGAAUUUAAACCAGAUGCGAAGUCCAAAACAGUGUCUGACUUACCUUCGGCCCCAGCUCCUGAGGAUGUGAAGCCCAGGCCCAUAUCUGCUGAUUCUCCCAAACCAGCCUGUGAAGAUGUGAAGCCCAAGUUGGUCUCUGAGCACUCUUCCCGGCCAGUUCCUGAAGAUGGGAACCCUAAGGGGCCUUCCUCUGGUUCUCCCAAACCUGUCUCUGAGGAUGCAAGUCACAAGCGAGCCUCCUCACAUUGUCCCAAACCAGUUCCUGAAGAUGUGAAAGCAACCUACUGGACACAGUCCCAUUUGGUCACAGGAUACUGUACCUAUCUUCCCUUGCAGGGAUUUGACAUCACCCAGACACCGCCAGCAUACAUCAACGUGUUACCAGGCUUGACCCAGUACGCUGCCAUCUACACACCUUUGGCCAGUAUUUCUUCUGAAUAUCAGCUGCAAAGAUCAAUACCCGUGGUGCCGUCUUUUGUCGCCAGUGACACAGCAGAUAAAAACUCUGCCAUGUGUUUUGAGGGUCGUCCUCUGAAUACUGAGCAAGCCUCUGGGGACCAGAUGACCCUCCAAACACAGGUCCAUGAACAGCCUUUGGGAAUACCCGUGAAGUCGCAGUGCAGCACAGAUGGUGCCGAUCUGUCCCCGAGUGAGUCUAGCAGAAAUGCUGGGCACCUUGGGAGUCCUAAGAAGUGCGAAGUAAAUCCAGAAAGUACCGGUGCAAUAACAGAUGCUCCACAGACGCAGGUGGCUGCCACACAGGUGUCCUCAAACAUAAUGCACCAAGAAGUCAACACUGAGCCGGAAGAUCCUCUUAUGGCACCACAAGGGGAUAUUUCACUGAUUGAAAAAGAGUACCAAGGAUUACAAGAGCAGCUUAAGGAAGCAUAUGAAAAUUAUGAGCAGAUAAAACUCAAGGGCUCAGAAGAGACCAGGGAGCUAGAAGAAAAGUUGAAAAGGAAUUUAGAAGAAAACAAGAUCUCAAAGACAGAAUUAGAUUGGUUCCUUCAAGAUUUGGAAAGAGAAAUUAAAAAAUGGCAACAAGAGAAAAAAGAAAUCCAAGAAAGACUAAAAGCACUGAAGAAGAAAAUCAAAAAAGUUUUCAAUGCGGGUGAGAUGUCUACCCAGAAAAAUGAUGGAACAGAACAGGAACGUGAAUUACAUGUGGAUCAAUCCGAUGAAAUCAGUGAUACAUUUACAGACGAGAGGAAGAAGCUGGAAGAGUGUGUAAAGAAAGGGAAGGAGCGUUACGAAGAGAGCCGCCGAAGAGCCAUGGCUGCAGAGGUCUCCGUGCUCAAGAACUGGAAGGAGCGUGAAGUGUACAAGCUGCAGGCCCUGGGAAGCCGGGCAGAAGCCUGCCUGAAGAAGCUGGAGCAGGCACGCAGUGACUCUGCAGCAUGUUCUGACAUAGAGUGUGAUAUACGUUCAUGGAAAUCGUUUCUUUCUAAUGUUGCAGAAGAAAUUGAGAAAGUAAAGUCUCAGUUUGAAGAACAAAUUAAAGCGGUUAAAAACGGUGCUCGGCUCAGUGAGCUCUCUGCAGUGCAGACUUCCGAGCUCCAGUUUCCUGCCUGUGGCACGAUUCAUCCUAAGUUGCCUCCGGAGUCUUCAGGCCCCGAGGACGGGGGGUCUGUGGUUUCUGCAGGUGGCGGCCAGGGAAACCAACCCACAGUUCAUAAGGAUUCGAGCCUGCUCUCUGCCCACACUUGCCCAGUGGAGGCUCCUUCUGCCCCAGCGAAGUCGUCCUGUGGCCAGCCUGAGGCCACUCAGCUGCCAGAGUCUAAGAGGGCCAGCCGAGCGCCUGCAGAACAAAGCCCCGGGGCUGCUGAGAAACCGCCCGCCGCGCCGGGACAUGCUUCUCACUCAAGCCAGUCUCCAAAGAAGGCCUCCAGUAGUGUCGUCGAGCACCUGGGGGUGGUGUUCCCGUGCUACAGCAGCACUGAACUUGCUGGGUUCAUUAAAAAAGUGCGGAACAAAAACAAGAACUCACUGUCAGGAUUGAGUGUCGAUGAGAUUGUCCAAAGAGUUACAGAACACAUUCUUGAUGAACAGAAAAAGAAAAAGCCAAAUCCAGGGAAGGACAAGAGGACAUCUGAGGCCAGCUCCGCUGCUUCUGUGACCAGGUCCUCCCAGGGCCCCGCCUCCGCGGCAGUUGGACCAUCAUCACCCAGAGCCAAGGAUCGGAAAACAGCUGAUGUCCCCAUGAGUGCUGCAUCCAGUGCAAAUUCCUGUGAAAUAUGCCACGAGGUGUUCCAGUCCAAAAAUAUGCGUGUGCUGAAAUGUGGACACAAGUUUCACAAGGGGUGCUUUAAGCAGUGGCUGAAAGGGCAGAACGGCUGCCCUGCCUGCCACAGUCGCGACCUCCAGGCAGAGGAGUAGCCCGCCCCUUGUGGAAGAGGCCAGCCCAGUGGAGGUCGGGAACCCCUUCGUCCAUGCCGGGUGUUCACACUUCACUGAAGCCUAAUCCACAGCAUCUGAAUGUGAAAUGGAUGGCCUUCGGUUUAAAAGAGCAACAUUUGAAGAUUCUUACAUUGUGCCACAGUGCAUUGCUUAAUUUUCCCCACUCUGAGUAAACAUUUUGGUGAUAGCCAAAGAGUAGCUGAGAAAAUGAUGUGCCCCAGUCCCUGCACUGGUGAGGCUGCUGCCGAGGCCCUGGGAUGGUGCCUGGAGCUGGACAGGAGCCAGCCGACUCUUGACCUGCUCAAGUGCCCCUUUUUAGGAAAAUCUCUAGCAGCUCCUCAACAGAGGAUACUGACCUUUGAAGAUUUUUAUAAGAUUCAAUACUCCUGAAAAUACACUCACAUUUUCCUCAGAUUCUAGAUUUUAGAAGUGGGCUAAAGCAAACCACAUUUUAAUAAUAUAUAAUUAAUGUAAAAGUAUUGGCUGUUGUAGACCAAAAGAUUAAAAUUUCCUCUUCGUGAAAUAUGUGCUUUUGAUUUUUCAUUUCAUUAUUUUAUUUUCUUUGCAUAACCUUUAAAAAUUUUACUUUUAGAAUUUUUGCAUACAUUUAAGUGUUUUUCACCUUUUAAAGGUGGAUUCUGAUUUUUGAAAACCAAUUACAAAUAACUUUAUUAUUAUCAACCAAGACUUUUUUACCCCUAAAAUUGAGGCUGGCAGUUCGCCAUUCCAGCCCACGUUUGGAACUUACCUUUGAGCACUGCACUCUUCUCAGUGGUGGCGUUUGUCCUGUCUCUUUGAGCACUGCACUCUUCUCAGUGGUGGCGUUUGUCCUGUCUUAGGCCGUCAGCAGGCGCUUGGUAUGUGCGUGCAGCGCAGGGCUGAGCACACGGGCGCUGUGCAGUCAUCAGCAUCCUCCUCCCAUACCCCAUCCCAAAAGAGAAGCCCGCGUCAUCAGACCACCCUGGGCGUCUGUGUUAGCGCUGCUUGUGUCUGACAUCCGCGUAGAGUGAACGCAUGCAGUCUUGUGGCCUGAGAACAAACCUGUCACUGCGUUAGAAAAUAUUUAAGCAUUAGCUGUCUUCUAGUGACCUGUUGACAGUGCUGAGUAGGAAACAUGCGUCCUGGACACAUUCCGUGACUCUCAAACACGAAGGAUCAGAGACUUGCGUUCUUUGUUCGACCGGAAACCUCAAGGCACACACGGUCGAGCUGAUUUGGUCUCUUGCCUCUCUUCCGUCAACGUGAGUUCUGAUGUCUUAGUGACUUAGUCCGUAGAAGUCCUUGUUUGGAAAACAUCCUGUGUGGUGGCCCCUAAAACUCUGUGUGCGUGUCUGUCACAGCUGAGAGCCGUGGUGUUAAAUACAGUGGGGCCAUUGGCCAAUUUGUAGCAACAGGCAGGAGGGAGAAGAGCAGCUGUCGAGUGAGAACGUGUUUUGUCCCCAGCUUCCGGUUCCUUGUGACCAUGCCUUACAUCUGUCCAGUAACUUUCAGAAUAAAGAGCAUUCUAAAUUA